UCCAAGUGCAAAUAAUAAUUGUUCCCCAUUCUCUGGCUCUGCAGAUAAAUGCUUUACACAAAGUGCAGUCACACGACUCAGAACUGCCCAGGGAGAUGAGCAUGUCAGCCACCCAGAGCUUUGCCUUUGUACUGUGCAUUCUAGAAAUCAGUGUCCUGACAGCGGAGUCCACGCCCAGUUAUGACCAAGAACCUGGACAAGGGAGUGGCUUUCCAUUGCCCAUAGACUGCAGAAUGAGCCCCUGGAGUGAAUGGUCACAAUGUCAUCCAUGCCUCGGACAAAUGUUUCGCUCAAGGAGCAUUGAGGUCUUUGGACAAUUUAAAGGGAAACGUUGUGUUGACUCUGUGGGAGACAGAAAACAGUGUGUGCCCACCGAGCCCUGUGAAGAUGCUGAGGAAGACUGUGGAAAUGACUUUAAAUGCGGUACAGGUAGAUGCAUAAAGAGGCGACUUGUGUGUAAUGGUGACAAUGACUGUGGAGACUUUUCAGAUGAGGAUGAUUGUGAAGAUGAACCCCGUACCCCCUGCCGUGAAAGGGUAGCAGAAGAGUCUGAGCUGGCACGGAUAUCAGGCUAUGGGAUCAACAUUUUAGGAAUGGAUCCCUUAAGCACACCUUUUGACAAUGAGUUCUACAAUGGACUCUGUGACCGGGUUCGGGAUGGGAACACUUUGACAUACUACCGAAGACCCUGGAACGUGGCUUCCUUGGCCUAUGAAACCAAAGCUGAUAAAAAUUUCAGAACUGAGCAUUAUGAAGAACAGUUUCAAGCAUUCCAUGGCAUCAUCCGAGAGAAGAUAUCAAAUUUUGAUGCAACUUUUGCUCUAAAAUUCUCACCCACUGAAGCAAUAAAGACAUCCAAAGAACCUUCUCAUGAGAAAGACAACCCAGCUGCCGAGGUUCCCGCUGAAGCAAAAAUAAACCCCAAAGGAUUUGCUCAGAAAAGAAAUCCGAUUUCUGUAGAGGGAAAGGGUAGUUUUAAAUUUUCAUUUUCCCAAAAUGAAACUUACCUAAAAUUUUUGUCACAUUCUUCAAAGAAGGAAAAAAUGUUUCUCCAUGUGAAAGGAGAAAUUCAUCUGGGAAGAUUUUUGAUGCGAAAUAGAGGCGUCGUGUUGACGGCAACUUUCUUGGAUGAUUUGAAAGCUCUGCCAAGUACCUAUGAGAAAGGAGAAUAUUUUGCAUUUUUGGAAACCUAUGGAACCCACUAUAGUAGCUCUGGGUCUGUAGGAGGACUCUAUGAACUAUUAUAUGUUUUGGAUAAAGCUGCCAUGAAAGAGAAAGGUGUGGAACUAACAGAUGUAAAGAGAUGCCUUGGGUAUGAUCUGGAGCUAUCUCUGGGUGUCUCUGGACCCUCUGUUGGAGGUGAAGCUUCAGGCCAGUUCAAUAAAAAGGAUUGUUUAAAGACAGGUGACGGUAAAGCUAUGAACCUCACCAGAGACAAUCUCAUAGAUGAUGUUAUUUCAUUCAUCAGAGGAGGAAGUACAAAGACUGUAGCUCAAAUGAAAGAAAAUCUUCACAAAGGAAUCAAGACAAUUGAUGUGAACGACUUUGUAAACUGGGCCUCUUCCUUAAAUGAUGCUCCAAUACCCAUUAAAAAUAAACUGUCUCCUAUAUAUAAUCUGAUUCCUGUGAAAAUGAAGGAUGCACACACAAAGAAACAAAAUUUGGAAAGAUCCAUUGAAGACUAUGUCAACGAAUUCAGUGUAAGAAAAUGUUCCCCAUGCCAAAAUGGAGGUACUGUGGUUCUGCUGGAUGGAUAUUGUUCAUGUUCCUGCCCAUUCAAAUUUGAGGGACUUGCCUGUGAAAUCAGUAAACAAAAACUACCUUAAGGACUUCCAACUACCCCACUACUACCAAGAAAAAGAAGAACUACUGUCUUCUCUGGGCUCAUGAAGAAGAAAAAUACUAGAAAACUGUCCUUUUUAGAUUCUGCUGCUAGAAACAGUUCUUGCUGCUAAGAGAAAAGCCACCUGCUUCAUAAAAAUUCUACCAACCUCUUAAGUCUCCUAAGCCUACAAUGCUAUGUUUUCCUCCAUAAAUUUCUAUGCUGUUUUCAUUUUUAAUUUCCCAAUAAGUAGUUAACAAUGAAAUAUGCCAAGACUGCUUUCUCCCACAGGCCAUUCCAAUCUCCUAUUAAUAAAUCAAAAUUAAAUUAAAAACAGCAUGUUGGUUUAGAAACUUUAAA
Messenger RNA from Tupaia belangeri chinensis (Chinese tree shrew), 2182 nucleotides. RefSeq names its product complement C9 (gene C9). The transcript is spliced from 11 exons. The record is from RefSeq and is a predicted model, not a curated record. Gene Ontology annotation, biological process: complement activation. NCBI's taxonomy places the organism in Eukaryota, Metazoa, Chordata, Mammalia, Scandentia, Tupaiidae. Gene Ontology annotation, cellular component: membrane attack complex. Bases 96 to 1826 code for a protein of 576 amino acids. Gene Ontology annotation, molecular function: protein binding.